Messenger RNA from Cladocopium goreaui, 1626 nucleotides. NCBI's taxonomy places the organism in Eukaryota, Dinophyceae, Suessiales, Symbiodiniaceae. The record is from the annotation of a GenBank genome assembly.
AUGCCAGAUUAUGAAAGCAUGGAUUGGUCGAAUCCAAACUGGGCGACCGCCUCUAUCGCUGCCGGCGCCUGGCAGUCUGCUGCUCCUCUGGUUAUUGCAACCCAGAAUGGCCGAGCUGGAAGCGAUGGCUAUUGGCUUCGCAUGAGCUAUGGGCAGGUUUCGGCCAGCAGCGUUGGUCUCUUGAAAGAAGAGCCCACAUACUCUGUUGAGGCCGUGACUUACCAACAACGCCUUGCAGAUGGCCCCUUUUCUGUUAGCAUCGGCGCAUCCGGUGGCACAGAAAGUUUCACCUUUCCCUCUGUGGAUGUCUCCGCAUACAUCUACAAUGGUGUAGAGUUCAAGGACGGAACCCACCUGAAGAUGGAGAUCUUCUGCGAACAAUUGUCUUGCUUGGACACUAUACGUGUCGGUGGUGACGGUGAUGCUGGAACCUGGACCGUGUCAAGUGUUUCUAGUGAAACUACCGUGUCCGCGAACACUUGGCUGACGGUCAGCAAGCCCUUGACGACCAGUGCUACGGUCUUCGAUGGCACCAUUCCAUGGACCUCCCUGUCGACGUUGGAAAUUAUCUCGGAUCAGGGACUUGUGGUGACCAUCCAAAACAUUGACAUCACCAACACGCGGCCUCAGUGCACGGGGUUGAGAAGUCACGGCAGCGAAAAGGCGAGUUUGGUUGCAUUCGACAGAGCCUUCCAUGUAGAAGUGCUUUCUGGGACCACAACCACGACCAGUUCCACUAGCACUUCUAGUAGUAGUAUUAGUAGUUCUUCGAGUAGUAGCACUUCCAGCAGCAGCACUUCGAGCAGCACCACUUCGAGCAGCACCACAUCUAGCAGCACCACGUCUAGCAGUAGCACCUCGAGCAGCACCACUUCGAGCAGCACCACAUCUAGCAGCACCACGUCUAGCAGUAGCACUUCGAGCAGCACCACUUCGAGCAGCACCACAUCUAGCAGCAGUAGCACUUCGGGCAGCAGCACUUCCACCAGUACUGUCUCCAUCAGCAGCAGCACUUCCACUGGCACGUCCAGUAGCAGUACUAGCAGGUCCAGUAGUACAACUGCCACCGUCAGCAGCACAAGCACUCAUACUGCCAGCAGCACAAGCAGCAGUACUACCAGUCGGACCACUACCAGUACUACCAGUACCACCAGUGGAAGUGGAACCGGCAGUUCUACUACCACUCUGAGUGCCAGCACCAGUACCACCGUGACUGUCACCGGUUCCAGCAGAACUUCCACCAGUAGCAGCCUCACUUUUACCGCUACGAGCACUUCCUCUUGGGCAACCACCACCAGCUCACCCACUGCAGUUUCCAGAACAAGCACUUCCAUCACUGAAACCACUUCGGUGGCUCAAAACCUGCAAGCUGCAGUUCUACUGGAGCUGGAACAGGCCACAGGCGCCCUGCUCAGUGAGCUCUUCUCCAAACAAAACAGCACGGCCUCAGUGGCAUCCUCCCCGGUGGGGACCAUGGCGGCUCUGAAGCUGCCAGACCUCUCCGGCGUCAACGACAGCUUCAUCCCGGCAAUCCUGGAAGAUAGCCCAGCCGCGGCCAUUCUUCCAGCGGAGGCGUUGGAGCUGGCUCCGGGUGCUGUUUUGGUGAUGACGACCUUCAACGAAGGC